Meyerozyma guilliermondii ATCC 6260 is the source of this 456-nucleotide messenger RNA. RefSeq lists its product as uncharacterized. The coding region runs from base 1 to 456 and encodes 151 amino acids. NCBI's taxonomy places the organism in Eukaryota, Fungi, Ascomycota, Pichiomycetes, Serinales, Debaryomycetaceae. The transcript has a single exon. The record is from RefSeq and is a predicted model, not a curated record.
AUGUGGAGAUCCAAAGAAAAAUAUUUGGUGUUUGGAUAUUUCAAUGCGGUGAUUUUCAUUGUCGGUCGUCAAAGCAGAGCCAUGGAUUACAAGGACGCAUCCAAAUACGGGCUUCGGGACUUGCUCUUGGUGCUCCAAUUGUUACACUCGAAUGGGUUUCUUGACUUAGAACAAAUGAAAGCCAGUCCAGAAAAAGUAGCGGCACUCGGCCAAGAGUGGUUCAACCAUAAAAGUACGAGGCUCUCGGUCGUACAAGAGGGAAGACAGUAUAAACGGCCACCUACGAGUGAAGAACUUAUCGCACUUUACGAGCAAUUGCUUCAGAAAUACGAAGAUUGCACCAAUACCACUGAGCUCGCCUAUGCGGUCUAUUAUGCCCGUAUGGAACAACUAGAAAAAACCAUUCAAGACCGCCAACAGGAAGCGGCUCAUAUACUCGCUGAUAUUGGCGGAUGA